Cinara cedri is the source of this 3870-nucleotide messenger RNA. The record is from the annotation of a GenBank genome assembly. NCBI's taxonomy places the organism in Eukaryota, Metazoa, Arthropoda, Insecta, Hemiptera, Aphididae.
AGUGCCGGUGAUUUCGGGGGUGGAUUUUUUUUUUUUUUUUUUUUUAUUACCGCGGUUUUUUUUCGCUUUUUCCUUUUUUAAUAUCGUCCCGUCCGCGUUCGAAUCAUGGCGUUGACGUUCGCCGCGGUACUCAUGAGUUCGGUGUUGCUGGUGAUGUCGGCGUCGCUAAGCAAAACGCUCCGGCACAAGCCGCCGAACGAGUGCGAGUGGCUGGCCGUGACGGCGUACGGCGACGAGACGAUCGUCUCGCAAACCGUGUCCGACGAACAGGAAGUGGCCCUGCACUGCAAAGUGCGAACAAUGAACUCGGAACUGGAGAAGACCAACUUCAGUAUUAUACAGCCACAGUACACGGUCAAGCUGCGGAUCGAGUGCAACAACCAGCUGUACCUGCUCAGCUCGCUGGGCGUGGGCACGUUCCAGACGCUCAUCGAUCUCAAAGAACUGACCAUCGAUUCGUGCAAGCUCAACGGCCUAGCGCGCGAGUCGUUCCGCGGGCUCCGGCAGUUGCGCAACCUGACCGUGGUCACGCACAACACCGACUGGACGGCGUCCGUCAACAUGGAAGUGCAGUCCGACACGUUCCUCGAGGAGCUGAACAUGCUCGAACGGCUCGACUUGAGCCACAACAACAUGGUCAAACUGCCGGAGGGCGUGUUCUGCUCGUUACAGAAUCUCGUCUAUCUGAACCUGACGCGCAACAAGCUCCGGCACCUCGAGCUGUUCCAUUUCGGCUCGUCCGGACAGCACAAGUGCGGCGCCAACCUCCAGACGCUCGACUUGUCCCACAACAAUUUCGAUUCGGUCAACUCGCAAGUGUUCGCGCAUCUGUCCGACUUGCAGGAGCUGUACCUACAGGGCAACGCGAUAUCCGUGAUCGGCGAUCACGGUUUCGACGGCCUGACGGCGCUGUCCGUGUUGAACGUCGCCUCCAAUCGGCUGGUCAACCUGGCGCCCGAGCUGUUCGCGGACGCGCGUGAACUCCGCGAGAUGUACCUGCAAAACAACACCAUCAACGUGCUGGCGCCCGGGCUUUUCAACGAACUGUCCCGGUUGCUGAUGCUGGACCUGUCGGAAAACCAACUGACCGAAGAAUGGGUGAACGCGGCCACGUUUAACGGGCUCGUGCACCUCGUAUUCCUCAGCCUGUCCAACAACAACAUCACCAAACUGGACACGAUGAUAUUCCGCGAUUUGUACCGGCUCCGGUCGUUGCGGCUGGAUAAUAACGGCGUGCAGUACUUGCCGGAGAACGUGUUCUCGUCGUUGGUCGACAUGCGAACGCUGGUGCUGUCCAGCAACAAAUUGACUAGGAUCGAUCAGUUCACGUUCGACGGUCUGCCCUCGCUAAACCAACUGUCGCUCGACAACAAUCAGAUACAGUACAUCGAUCCAGAGGCGCUCCGGAACUCCACCGACCUGGAGUACUUGCACCUGAACGGCAACAAAUUGUACGACAUACCGGCCGUGCUCAACAACGUUCCGAAUUUGAAAACGUUGGACCUGGGAUACAAUCAGAUCACGGACAUAUUCAACACGUCGUUCCCGGCCAUGAGCCAGCUGAUCGGGUUGAAAUUGUUAAAAAAUCAAAUAUCGAACGUGUCCAAGGGGGUUUUCGACAGACUUCCCGAACUGCAUCUCAUUAAUCUGGCCAAUAACAAAAUCCAAAAAAUAGAACCCGGCACGUUCGACAACAACACCAGAUUGGUGGCGGUCAGAGUCGACGGCAACUAUUUACGGGACGUGAGCGGACUGUUCUCGAAACUGUCGAAUCUCGUGUGGCUGAACAUAUCGGAAAACUUUCUGGAGUGGUUCGACUACGCGCUAGUGCCGACCGGGUUACAGUGGUUGGACAUACACGGAAAUCAGAUCACCGAACUGGGCAAUCACUACGAACUGGAAACGCAAUUGACGGGGUUCGACGCCAGCAACAACAAACUGACCGAAGUCACCGGCAGUUCGAUCCCGGACAAGGUGCAAAACCUCUACUUGUCCAACAAUCAGAUAUCGAAAAUACAGUCGUACGCGUUUUUCAAAAAACCGAAUCUCACGCAAGUGGACCUGACCGGCAACCGUCUGAAAACGCUCAACGCACAGUCACUGCGGAUAUCGACGGUGCCGGCGGGCCGGGCCAUGCCGCAGUUCUUGGUCGGCAACAAUCCGUUCGUGUGCGACUGUUCGAUGCAAUGGCUACAGACGUAUAGCGUCGAACCCGACCGGAACAAGCCCAAGCUGAUGGACUUGGAGACGGCCACGUGCGAGGUCAUAUACAACCGCGGCGAGUCCCGGGUGUUGCUGAAAGAAGCGUCCGAAGAACAGUUUCUGUGCCAAUACGACAUGGAGUGCGCGAAACGGAGCACGUGCGAUUGUUGCGAUUACGACGCGUGCGACUGCAAAAUGAUAUGUCCGACCAACUGCACGUGUUUCCACAGCGUGAGUUCCACGUCGAACGUGGUGGACUGCUCGACCGCGGGUUACGUGAACCGAGUGCCGGACAAAAUACCGAUGAACACCACCGUCCUGUACUUGGACGGCAACACGAUCAAAACGCUGAGCACGCACGCGUUUCUGGGCAGGAAAAUCUUGAAAGUGCUGUACCUGAACUCGUCCAACGUGGAACGCGUACAAAACCGGACUUUCCACGGGUUGAAGGAACUGGAAGUGCUACACCUGGACGACAACCGUAUAUCCGCGCUGUACGGCGACGAGUUCUACGGGCUGGACAAGCUCAAGGAACUCUACCUGGACCACAAUCGGAUAACGUACGUGAACAGCACGACUUUCCGAUUCCUGCAACAGCUCACCGUACUCCGGCUGGACCACAACCGGAUAGCCCAGUUCCCGGUGUGGCGUCUGUCGCCGACGCUCACGCGUCUCACGCUGGCCGAGAACCAGUGGAGCUGCGCGUGCGAUUUCGUCCAGCAGAUGAAAGAGUUCCUACAGUACGCGGCGGACGCGGUGGCGGACGCCGAACAAGUCCGAUGCCUCGACCAUUCCGGCGGGUUCAACGUGCUCGGCGAUAACGGCACCGUUUGCGGGCCCACCACGCCGUCGUCGAUGGCGGAGAAAUCGUCGGCCAACGGGUCGUCGUCCAACACGAUCGAAGGGGCGCUCAACGGCGGUAACCUCACCGCGCCUACCAGGACCGUGGUGCUCCAGAAGCCGGACAUCCAGGACUACAUACCGAUCCUGAUCGUGUCGUUUUCCGCGGUGUUUUUCAUAGUGGUGGCCGCCAUGAUGGUGUACGUUUUCCGGCACGAGAUGAAGGUCUGGUGCCAUUCGCGGUUCGGCGUCCGGAUAUUCUGCAAGAGCACCGAGUUCGAGAUGAACGAGCGGGACAAACUGUUCGACGCGUUCGUCAGCUACAGUUCCAAAGACGAGGCGUUCGUCAUCGAGGAGCUGGCGCCCAUACUGGAAAACGGCGACCCGUCGUACAAGCUUUGCCUGCACUACCGCGAGUUCCCGGCCGGCGGAUACAUAUCCGACACGAUCGUGCAGGCGGUCGAAUCGUCCAAACGCACCAUAAUGGUGCUGUCGGAGAACUUUAUCAAGUCGGAGUGGUGCCGGUUCGAGUUCAAAUCGGCGCACCACCAGGUGCUCCGGGACAAACGGAAGAGACUGAUCGUGAUACUGUUGGGCGAGGUGCCCAACAAGGACCUGGACCCGGAUAUCCGGCUCUACCUGAAGACCAACUCGUACCUGCAGUGGGGCGACAAACACUUCUGGGAGAAAUUGAAGUUCGCGCUGCCGGACGUGCCCAACAACCAGCGGCCGAAGGCGAUCAACCACAAGCACCACCAUCACCACCAUCACCAUCACAACAGAGGGGUGCACAACAACUACUCGAGACCGCUCGCCAUACACAUAUAG